GUUCCGCCCUCACACGUUCCUGAGAGCGGAUCUUAAAACGCCCUUACUUUCAAGGCUUUCUCUACGGUGGGACUCUGGCUCGAUCUGAGGACUAUGUAUUGUAUUGGAGAUUCUUCGGCGUGGUGAUCCCCAACGCUAAACCGGAAAUAAGAGAGCCACGCUAAGUAGAUACGCGGAGAGCGAGUUCCGGGUGUUCCUCCGGGCUCUCGGGCCGCAGUCCGGGGACAACAAGCUUCUUGAGGCUGGAACGCCAGAGCUCCAUGGACACUCGCAGCCAUGGACCUCUAUCGAUGCGCCUGCGACAUUGCCAGGAACCCGAAGCAUACAAGAUGGGUCGCCCCUCUGCUGCUGGUCGCGGAUGCAUUCCUAUGCGCUCUCAUCAUCUGGAAAAUCCCAUACACAGAAAUUGACUGGACGACGUAUAUGCAACAAGUUUCUUUGUUCCUCUCUGGCGAACGCGACUAUGCUCUGAUCAAAGGCUCUACCGGACCGCUGGUGUAUCCUGCUGCCCAUGUCUACAUAUACAGCUUGCUUUACCAUGUGACGGAUGAAGGUCGCGACAUCUUCUUUGGCCAGAUCUUGUUCGCCGUGCUCUACCUGGUAACUCUAGCGAUUGUCAUGGCUUGCUACAGGCGCUCAGGCGCUCCGCCCUAUCUUUUCCCGCUUCUAGUGCUUUCCAAAAGAUUGCACAGCGUCUUCGUGUUGCGACUAUUCAACGACUGUUUUGCAGCACUGGCGAUGUGGAGCACAAUUCUCCUCUUCCAGAAGCGGAAAUGGUUGGCAGGGGUAAUUGUGUGGACAAGUGGAGUGGCUGUCAAGAUGACAUUGUUGUUGCUUGCUCCGGCGGUUGCCGUGAUUAUAGCCCUUAGUGGAGGCAUGGGCCGGGGCAUUCGUCUGGCAAUAGUUUCUAUCUUGGUCCAGGUUCUUCUGGCAGUGCCAUUCCUUCAUGUGAACACUGUUUCAUACUUGUCACGCGCUUUCGAACUGACUCGCCAGUUUCUUUUCCGAUGGACGGUGAAUUGGAGGUUCGUCGGUGAGGAUAUGUUCCUCUCGAAGCAAUUCUCACUGGCUCUACUCAUUGUACACGCCUUAUUACUGGCUAUCUUUGUGGCCGUACGAUGGGUAAAACCAUCUGGUUCAAAUUUACCGGGAUUUAGUCGGAAUCUGCUCAACGGCACGCAGCGGACCAUCAUACUCACGGAUUCGUUCAUAGGCACGACAAUGUUGGCAUCUAUGGUAAUCGGUUUGCUUUGCGCGAGAUCUCUUCAUUACCAGUUCUUUGCCUAUCUUUCCUGGGCGACUCCCUUCCUUCUCUGGAAAUCGAGGUUCCAUCCCGUCCUUAUAUAUGGGCUAUGGUUCCUACAAGAAUGGGCGUGGAACGUCUACCCCAGCACAACCGCAAGCUCACUUAUCGUUGUUUUAUCCUUGGGCAUCCAAGUAUUCGGUGUCUUGGUGAACGCUAGGGAUAUUCUGGGUGAAAGACGCUUAGAGAACAACCAGAGCGUAAAGCAGCAUCCGCAAUAAUAGCAAUUGGCAUAUUAUUAUGCAUGCUUUUAAUGGUUUCAAAGAUGCCGAUGAACAUCAUUUCAUGCUUGCUCAUUUGAAUAAGAAUUCCAGAAAAGGGUACUCAUAAAAGAGGAACCGCACGUCAUGUACUCGCACAGUCCUCUGAACGCCAUACUAAAAAGACCGUGCAGAGACAUCAGGCAUCCGACUCGUCUGAAGGUGGCAACUUUCCCACCGUCGAUUCCUCCUCAUCAUCGUCUUCGGUUGGCAACAGAGAUUGCUUGACAAAUUCUUUUGGCCUGAAGAGAAAUUAGUAACAAUGGCCCCGGACUUCAGCUUAUGUAGGUGUAUGGGUGAAUCCCACAACGCACCAGUAAGGCGCUUUCCGCCAGGCUUUUUCGUCCCC
Paecilomyces variotii is the source of this 1912-nucleotide messenger RNA. RefSeq names its product Dol-P-Man:Man(5)GlcNAc(2)-PP-Dol alpha-1,3-mannosyltransferase. The transcript is spliced from 3 exons. Gene Ontology annotation, cellular component: endoplasmic reticulum. The coding region runs from base 277 to 1524 and encodes 415 amino acids. The record is from RefSeq and is a predicted model, not a curated record. Gene Ontology annotation, molecular function: dol-P-Man:Man(5)GlcNAc(2)-PP-Dol alpha-1,3-mannosyltransferase activity. NCBI's taxonomy places the organism in Eukaryota, Fungi, Ascomycota, Eurotiomycetes, Eurotiales, Thermoascaceae.